This is a messenger RNA of Octopus bimaculoides (California two-spot octopus), 3106 nucleotides long. RefSeq names its product C4b-binding protein alpha chain. Lineage: Eukaryota; Metazoa; Mollusca; Cephalopoda; Octopoda; Octopodidae. The record is from RefSeq and is a predicted model, not a curated record.
CAAAAUAACACUCUGCAAAAUUCUUGAUUGUGGAUUGGACGAAAUGAUUUGAUACGCUUAGCGAGCGUAUAAAAGGCGCACUAAAACACACUUUGAAAUUAAAACGAGUAAGCAGCUACACUUCAAGAACCAUAGUCCUUUUCGUGAAAGAAAAAAUUCAUCAAAACUUAGAGAAUGGUAUCCAGAAGAUUUUAUAUUAUUUUCUUAAUUAUAUUAACAGCGAAAAGUGAAAAUAUUACGUUGGGAAAUGUUAUGAAAAAGAUUGUGUCGGAAUACAGUAAUUCGAUGUCAACUGACAACAACUUCUCUCCGUGGUUUUUUGAACAAAUGAUAAAACUCCUAAACUGUGGUCCUUUACCGAAAUUGAACAACAGUCGAAUACAAUAUACUUUGAAAUGGGAAGAGCAAAAAAUACACCUGCAACAAAAGUGCAACCGCUAUUUUGAAGCAAGCGUAGAGAAUACGUCCGAUAUUAUUUGUUGGAAUGGUAAAUGGAUGUACGAAGAUAAAAAAUGUAAGUUAAUAACCUGUCCCAUUUUUCAUAAACCUGCACACGGUCUCAUGAUAAAUGUUGCAUACACAUAUAACUCUGUUAUUCACUUUUCCUGUCCUUCUGAUUAUAUUUUGCGAGGAAACGAUUCAAUGCGGUGUCAAGAAAAUCAGCAGUGGUCGUCUCUACCACCAGUUUGUGAAAUUGUUAAAUGUCUCCCACUGCAUCCACCCAAACAUGGCAAUAUAAACAAUACAAAUGAAGUUAAAGUUAACGAAAUAGUUUCUUUCACUUGCUUAAAACCAUAUAAUGUGAAAGGUGAAUCUGUAUUAACUUGUCUUCGAGACGGUAACUGGAACUUUCCGACACCUGUUUGCACUUUGAAAUGUGUCGUACCUGAAAUUGCUGGCAGAGUUGUGACUAUUUCUGAAGGUACAAUUUUAAAACCAAGAACCUUUAUCAAUCAAGGAGGGAAAGUGUUAUAUUCUUGCAAACGAUCUUUCAUUCCUGUUACGUUUGGUGUCGUUCAAUGCUUGUCGGGUAAAUGGUACCCAGACAUACAGUGCAGAAAAACGUGUAAAAUUGAGAAACUACAUGGAUUAAAUUUUAUUUUGUCACAUAAUUUUUCAGUUAUUGAAUAUAGCUGUUCAGCAGUAGAAACUUUGUUGGGAGAUUCUAAAAGAACCUGUUUAGAAAAUGGAACGUGGAGUGGAAAACUUCCACGAUGUGUAAAGAACUGUCAAUUGUUACCCGGGUUUGGCAUACAUAGCUACCGGAAUUCAGACACUUUGAAAUAUCUUCCGUUUGGCAGCACAGUCACAGAAAACACGAAUGUUACUUAUUCAUGUCAAUAUCCUUAUGUGAAUAACUCCACCGAUACUGCGAUAUGUCAAAAUGGUGUAUUGACCCCCAAACCACACUGUUCACAUCCAAGUAUUCGGCUGAUAAAUUCCAGAGUCAUUUUUACUUAUGAAUCGUCAGAAUAUCAUGUUUGUGAAACAAAAUACACUUGCAAAUUUUUUGGUUACAGACAGAAAUCAUGCUACCACGAAAACUGUUUUCAUGGUGACUAUGAAUGUGUCGAAGUGGGUUUUAACAAUGCAACAUCAGAAAUAUAUGUUGGUUCAAUAGUUGAUGAUUGUUGUGUUAUGCAGUGUAAUGAUUAAUGUACAUUAAAUUUGUUUGUUCUUGCUUGCAAUCUUUACAUUCAGUUAUGACAACGUAAUGGAAGUCGUUGUCAUGUGCUUGUUUCUGACACUUAUCGUAAUAUAUAUAAUUGGAAGCAGACGUUAAUUUAAACUCGACUUAUAAACCGGCCUUCCAGUCAAAACGAACACAUCAGUAAACUGAGAAGACAUUACUAACUACUUAAAAUUGCGUUCGUUGUGGCACUCAAGUAUCACGAGGAUCUUUGAUAUUAAUUUCUAUUUAUCAUGUCUCAGGAGGAUAUGUUUUCAAGAGAAAGUAUUUGAACUUUACCGGCAAUUCCAAGAUUAGUGUAGUAUAAUUCAUAUGAGUUUUAUAUUCGUUAUUGGCACUCUCUUUGCCACUUUCCCUCUCUCAUUGCUGAGUACUUUCAUGUGUUUACACAAAUAAAUUAUUAUAAUACUAUCUGGCCCCGUGCCGACAAAAAUGACGGCUAAUUGGGUAAUUUUUCAGAGUAACACCCGCACGAUUUUCCCUAAAAAAAAAAAAAAAAACUUUUUUGUGUGGAAUCCCUGACCUCCUAAUAAGCUGCAAAUUUCUUAUUUUGGUUCAAGAAAAGGUAGCGGGGAGGUGCGAAUGGGAUCCCCUUCCCCCACGGUCCCGGAUUUAUUGGAAUUUUUUUUUCUCGUUGAAUGAAUUCCGGUGACAUCCUAAUAUGCUAGAAAACCCAUUUUGGGGUGCGAAAAACGGAGUGCGGUGAGGUGGAAUCCUCGGUAAUAUCACCCACCCCUACUCCCAUUGAUCUUUUCACUAGCACGAUUUUCACUAAGGAAAAAAAUAAAAAACAAAUUUCCUGUGAAUUCGGGACAGAUUUGCGUAACUCUAAAACCCCAACCUCUAACCCUGGAAAAAUCAAUGGGAUGGGGUGGGUGAAAUUUCCGAGGCUUCCACCUCCGGACCCAAAAAUGGUUUUGUAGCAUAUUAGGAUGUCACAAGAAUUCAUUCAAAGAAAAAUAAAAUUUGCAAUGAAUCCGGAACCUGAGGUUCUUACUCGUGUCAAUCUCAUUAUAAGUAUACACGGAUUGUAAUGUGUCGUGAUGGUGUAUUGACCCCACAACCACGCUGUUCAUAGCUCAUAGACUCUCAAGUCAUUUUUACCCAUGAAUCGAAAAAGUAUUAUGUUUGUGAAACAAAAAAAAUAUCCUUGCAAUAUUUUUGGUUACAGUCAGCAAUCUUGUACUUUGAUAGAUUGUACUAAUGAAGGCUUGUAUUUUUGUGUCAAUGUAGGCUUUAACAAUGCAACAUCAGAAUUAUAUAUUGAUGCAAAAGUUGUUGAUUGUUGUAUUUCGAAAUGUUUUGAUGAUUAAUAUCAGACUAUUUUUUAUUUGCAUUUUAAAUUUACAUGUAUGUUCUUGCUUGCAAUAAAAUGUAUUCAUUUGCAUUAAAUUCAGUUCAAACAACGUGAUGGAA